Rhodamnia argentea is the source of this 1723-nucleotide messenger RNA. Its product is annotated as non-specific phospholipase C6. The transcript is spliced from 3 exons. Gene Ontology annotation, biological process: phospholipid catabolic process. Bases 10 to 1569 code for a protein of 519 amino acids. Gene Ontology annotation, molecular function: hydrolase activity, acting on ester bonds. Lineage: Eukaryota; Viridiplantae; Streptophyta; Magnoliopsida; Myrtales; Myrtaceae. The record is from RefSeq and is a predicted model, not a curated record.
AUAGCGGCUAUGAGAAAUCGUACGAAGACGAGGCCACUUCCUCUGUUUCCUUCAAUUCUUGUCCUAUGUAUCGCUCUUUCACGUCUCUCCUUGGCCCAACAAGGACAACCCAUCAAGACAAUCGUGGUGUUGGUGCUGGAGAACAGGUCCUUCGAUCACAUGCUCGGAUGGAUGAAAAGAACCAUCAAUCCUAACAUCAAUGGCGUCACCGGGCGCGAGUGCAAUCCGGUCUCGACCAACAAAACUGACCCGGAAAUGAUCUGCUUCACGGACGACGCCGAGUUCGUCGAUCCCGAUCCGGGCCACUCGUUCGAAGCUGUGCAGCAACAGGUGUUCGGGUCCGGCACAGUUCCUACCAUGACAGGCUUUGUGGAGCAAGCGCUGAGCAUGUCGCAGAACCUCUCGGAAACUGUGAUGAAAGGCUUCAGGCCUGAGUCUGUGCCCGUUUAUGCCGCUCUGGUGAGUGAAUUUGCGGUGUUCGAUCGGUGGUUCUCGUCGAUUCCUGGCCCGACCCAACCCAACAGGCUCUUUGUCUACUCCGCCACCUCUCAUGGCUCCACCAGCAAUGUCAAGAAACUACUUGCCAAAGGGUUUCCUCAGAAGACCAUCUUUGAUUCUCUCCACGAGAACGGCAUGAACUUUGGGAUUUAUUACCAAAACAUACCCAACACGCUGUUCUAUAGGAACUUGAGGAAAUUGAAGUAUAUCUUCAAGUUUCAUCAGUAUGAUUUGAAGUUCAAGAGAGAUGCUAGAGAUGGGAAGUUGCCCAGCCUGACCGUCAUCGAGCCUCGGUACUUCGAUCUCAAGGGUAUGCCGGCUAACGAUGAUCACCCUUCUCAUGAUGUGGCCAAUGGGCAAAAGCUUAUUAAGGAGGUCUAUGAGACACUAAGAGGAAGCCCCCAGUGGAAUGAGACACUCUUGAUCAUCACCUAUGAUGAGCACGGUGGAUUCUAUGACCAUGUCGAGACUCCAUAUAUCAAUGUGCCUAAUCCGGAUGGGAACACUGGCCCCUCUCCAUAUUUCUUCAAGUUCGACCGCCUCGGGGUUCGAGUGCCCACGGUCAUGGUGUCUCCUUGGAUCAAGAAAGGAACUGUGAUAAGCGGUCCAAAGGGACCAGCUCCAAAUUCAGAGUUCGAGCAUUCUUCAAUUCCUGCAACGAUAAAGAAAAUUUUCAACCUCACCUCCAACUUCUUGACUCACAGAGAUGCAUGGGCUGGCACGUUUGAAGAGGUUGUAGGAGAAUUGACCUCCCCAAGAUUUAACUGCCCAGAGACAUUGCCUGAUGUGACGCCUUUGAGGAAUUCAGAAGCAAAGGAAAGCGGCGGGCUAUCUGAGUUUCAGAGUGAACUUGUGCAGUUAGCGGCUGUUCUUAAAGGGGACCACUUCUUGAGCAGCUUCCCAGAUGAGAUGGGCAAGAAGAUGAGCGUGAAGGAGGCCAAUGAGUACGUGAAUGGCGCCAUUUCUCGGUUCAUGAGAGCAAGCAAAGAGGCCAUCAAGUUGGGUGCGGAUGAGUCUGCUAUUGUUGAUAUGCGGUCAUCCCUCGCUACAAGGUCUUCUAUCCACAGUUAGAUACAACUGUUGGGGGUGUUCACAUGUCCGAUAGAACAGUCUAUAUAGGAAACUUAGGGAUAUCUAUGCUUGAGGAAUCAGUGAAUUAGAAUGGCCCGGAAAAAAAAAAGAUUAAAAAAUGAAAGCUGGCUUCAUAGGUUCGGUUUUUCGAAAA